GCUGCGGGCCGCCUGGGGGCGCCGUACUCCGAGGCCUGGGGGUACUUCCACCUGGCUCCCGCGCGCCCCGGCCACGCGGCGGGCCCCUGGGCCACCUGCCGGCUCUGCGGGGAGCAAGUGGGCCGCGGUCCGGGCUGGCACGCGAGCACCCCGGCGCUGUGGAAGCACCUGAGGAGCGCGCACCGGCGGGAGCUGGCGGAGAGCGCCGCCCGCCGCUCGCCACCCGCCUCACGGGAAGUGAGCCGGCGCGAGGGCGCCUUGGCCCCGGCCCCCCCGCUCAAAGACGAGCCCGAGGGGGACCCCAGGGACGGCUGCGUCAUCACCAAGGUCCUCCUGUAGGUUUUGGCCGCGCCCACCCCCCAACUCCACCAGCGGUAUUCCUCGUGUGGCCCGCGGAGCGGCGUCUUCAGCCUCACCUGGGAGCGGGAUCCCUUGACCCCUCUGCCGAAUUGAAAUCGCCAAAUGCAGGGUCUUCAGAAGCAGAACCGGAACAUGCUCGUGGUCCUUUCCGGCGGCCUCCUCUGCUGGUGGCAUGUCGUGGGAUCCGCUCAAGCGGCGGUUUUCCUCUGACCGCCUUUGGAAAUGAGUCCACCGGCCACAUGAACCUAGAGCACUUGGAGCCAUGGCCGUUCUGUGGCUGGUAACUUUGAAAGGACCGAAACUUCCUUACACACCAAGGACUGUCGCACCAUGUGCCCGCAACCCAGGGUAGAGUGUGCAUUGAAACGAGGAUCAGGCAUUUUUACCCCCAAAAGUUUUCCCUACUUCCUAAGGAGCAAGUCUUUGAUGAGUAGCCCCUGCCCAGCACCAAGUUCUGAACGGGAGGCCGUUUAGUUUCCAGAACUGCUCAUCACCCUAUCAUUCCUAGUGCCUUAGGGAGGCAGUCCUGGAGAAGCCCUCUGUUUGCUCCCCUCCCCAGCUGGCCCCCCAGCACCAAGCGCUUUGUCUCAGCUCCACCACCUUCUUUCCCCUGUUGGAGGCCUGAUGGCAGCUGUGGCACGUUUCCCCACUUUACUGCCUCACACCUGCCACCUUACUAGCAAGACCUGACCUCAGUGCUCCUUGACAGGAAGGCCCCCCCCCACCCUGUCUCCUCAGUCCUCACACCUGGGCCGAGGGAAAGGCACCCCCCAUCCGAGGCCACCUCCUUCACCUUUACUGGGCCUUUUGUUGUUGCCGUGCUAAGUCAUGUCCAAUUCUUUUUCGAUCCCAUGGAUUGUAUAGUCCCCCAGCCUCCUUCCCGGGCAGUCAUCCGCAGUGGGUUGCCAUUUUCUACUCCAGGGAUCAUCCCCAUUCAGGGAUCAAACCCACGGCUCCUGGGCUGCAGGCGGAUUCUUUACCGCUGAGCCGCCUGGGAAGCCCCGUGGAUGUCUUAUAGAAUGUCCAAUAUUCUGGAUUUGCCUGAUUGUUUCCUUAGGCCAAAUUAUGCAGUCCUCCUUGGCUCAUCUGCCCGGAGAGCUGCAACAGCCACCUCCGUGCCAGCAAGUCCUGACCCCGCCAGCCUUGUGUGCUCCCCAGGCCUGUCCUUCGUGUUCCGGCCCCUGCAGCCUAUCUCCACCUCUGCUGGUACCUCCGCCGCCGGGGAGCAAGGGGUGAAUGUAUGCAACUCCACAUCCCCACCCCUGACCCAAUGACUGGGAGCUACUGGGCUCUUAAAAUGUGUCAGGUUCACUUACAUGUUUUAUCUCACUUUAUUUCCAGAGCAGCUCCCUGGGGAGGGGGGCAUAUUGAUAACCAACACUCCGCGCAUUUUCCAGCUACUGAAACAGAGCGGGGUUAAGUGGCUUGGACCGGAUGAGAGCUGGUAAGCAGUCGUGUCAGCAGUCCAGUCCAGUCUCUGCCUCCAGACGCCACGUUCCCGGCUGCUGUACCGUUGCCCUGGUUACUUACUCAUCCCAGCUGACACCUGUUUGCGUCCUGAUUCCAGCUCCAGGCCGCGCCGCCAGUGACGCUGACACGUGCUGAGCACUCACCGUGCGGGAGGCACGCAAACACGGUGUACAAGAGUAACUGCCUACUGUGCAGCGACCCCGUGGCAUUACUGCUCCUACACACACAGGCUCAGAGGAACUAAGGGAUGUCAAGGAAGAGUGGGAUUUGAGCACCAGUCUCGCUGAAUCCUAGGCCCCUGAUCCAUUAGUCUAUUUCUAGUGGCUCAGCUGGUAAUGAAGAAGACCCGGGUUGAUCCCUGGGUCAGGAAGAUCCCCUGGCGAAAGGAAU
Messenger RNA from Odocoileus virginianus texanus, 2220 nucleotides. The record is from RefSeq and is a predicted model, not a curated record. Lineage: Eukaryota; Metazoa; Chordata; Mammalia; Artiodactyla; Cervidae.